Molecule: messenger RNA, 3986 nt
Organism: Chrysemys picta bellii (western painted turtle)
Lineage: Eukaryota; Metazoa; Chordata; Testudines; Emydidae
Gene: ZDHHC21
Product: zinc finger DHHC-type palmitoyltransferase 21
Biological process (GO): peptidyl-L-cysteine S-palmitoylation; protein targeting to membrane
Cellular component (GO): endoplasmic reticulum; Golgi apparatus
Molecular function (GO): protein-cysteine S-palmitoyltransferase activity
Source: RefSeq, a predicted model, not a curated record
UCCCUACUCCGCCAACCGCCAUCCGUGCGCGCAUGCGUAGAACCCUGCGGAAGCGGAAGGUGGUGGAAGCCGGCGGAGAGAUACUCUGCGGUCGGAGUGUCUUCUGCUGGGGCGGAUCAGCCCCCCCGUAUCGCAUUUGAAAAAGAGGAUACAUGAUCAGUGAAGAGCUUCAACAGCAGAUUGCUACAGAAGAUCAUUGUUUUUUCCCUACGUGGCAAGCUGCCUUCAGAUAAUGUACAAUGGGACUACAAAUUCAUUUUGUGAUUGACCCGCAGGGGUGGUGCUGCAUGGGCAUGAUUAUCUUCGUCUGGCUUUACAACACACUCUUUAUUCCCCAAAUUAUCCUCUUUCCUCACUAUGAAGAGGGACAUACUUCAGCUGCAGCGAUAUUGUGCUACUACUUAGUCUCAUUGUUUUGUAUAGUUUCGUUAUUGAGAGCCUCCAUAGCUGAUCCAGGAAAACUACCUGAAAGGCCAAAGAUACCACUCACAGAACGAGAAUUUUGGGAACUAUGUAAUAAAUGUAAUAUGAUGAGACCAAAGCGAUCCCAUCACUGCAGUCGCUGUGGACACUGUGUUAGAAGGAUGGAUCACCACUGUCCGUGGAUUAACAAUUGUGUUGGUGAAGACAAUCAUUGGCUGUUUCUGCAGCUAUGUUUCUACACUCAGCUUCUUAGUUCCUAUACAUUGAUACUUGAUUUCUGCCACUACUAUUAUUUUCUACCUCUGAAAAAAGUUAACUGGGAUCUCUUUGUAUUUAGACAUGAACUUGCCUUGCUAAGGAUAUCGACCUUCAUGGGCAUAAUAAUGUUAGGUGGAAUAAGUGGACUCUUUUACACUCAGCUAAUGGGUAUUUUCACUGAUACAACAAGUAUAGAAAAAAUGUCAAACUGUUGUGAAGAAAUAUCGAGGCCCCGAAAGCCAUGGCAGCAGACCUUCUCAGAAGUUUUUGGCACUCGCUGGAAGAUCCUGUGGUUUAUUCCUUUCAGGCAGAGGCAACCACUGCGAAUUCCCUACCACUUUGCCAAUCAUGUCUAAACAGAUGGAUGGUGGGCACAGAUGGGUCCUCCAUGCUGGAAGUGUGUAACAGGUUUUAUGAUAAUAGAACUAUGACAGUCUUCAAGUCAAUUAAAAUCCACCCACCAAUCUUAGAUAUCAUAAUGUGCCCCAGGCUUUAUUUUAAUAGUGAUCUUGAUUCUGUUGUGGGAUUAGUACUAGUGCUAAGUUUAAGGCAUAUUUACUUUCAAAUUAGUUUUCCAGAGGGAAUUCUUGUGUGUUUGAGGUUAAUAACAAAAACAUAAAUGAUUGAGAUACGUUACCCAAUUUUGUUUUGAUACUGGAUAUUUUGAUUUUUUUUUUUAAAGGAAACACUGAAGUUUACAUAGAUUAAUAGAUUUCAAACAAAGUGUCUCAUUUUGCAUUUAAUUUUUUAGUAUUUUUUAUCAGUAGAUUUAUCUAGAUUAUGUAAAGGUCUUUUUCUGCUAAUUGUGUUUAAAAUUCUCUAAUGUCUUCUUUUAUUUAUGAUGCAUGAUAUUAAUCAUGCAGUACAGCACUGGAAAAAGGUGGUAUUUUAACAGAAGCAGACUUUUUCCUAAACUUUUUCCAGAAGUUUUUUUAAUAUAUAAAGGGAAAUCUUAUAUCUUAUAUUCUCACUUUUGUAAAAAUGUAGUCUUAAUACAGUAAGUUAUUGUCCCUGUGUCAGUAAAAGCUAUGAGAGCAAACACCCUAGGGCAAACUAUGCAGAUAUAAAGCAUGUUUUUCCCUUUUCUCCACAUAGAUUUCCUUGUAACUUGCAAUAAUUCCACAUAUAAUCGAUAUGGUACGAAUAUUAGAGUACAUACAUUUUAAAAAUGCAGGUUUAAUCAGUCAAUAUAAGGUAUCAUGUAUGAAUAUACAAAGUAGUGUGUGGUCACUAAAGUUAUACUUAACAUUUUGUUUUGGUUAGUCACAACUAGAAUUAGGAUUACUUUUCAGGUGUUUAUGUAUAAUGGGCAAUGUGUAUGGAAUAUACUUUUUUAGUAUUUUAUUUAUAUGUAAAUAUUGAUGUUAUCGACAAGCAUUAAUUUCUAUGUAAACAGGGUAAUUGAACUGCACUAACUUCCUCUUGUGUAUUGUGUGGACAGGAGACUAUUUUGCUCUUUUUCUGGGAUAGGAGGGUUGCUUCUUAUUAGAAGUAGUUAACAAGAAAUGUUAACUUUAAGAUUAGAGCUGGUCAAAUAGUAAACUGAUUCACAAAUAGAAGCAUUGCCUUUGUUUUGCUAUGAUUUAGAGCAUUGUAUUAUUUGUUAUUCAUGUAUGUCUCAGCAAUUGUCAGGUAUUUGGGAAUCUUGAAAGUUUCAUGAAUUUUCACAAGGAUAAAAUUCAUAGUUUGUAUUUGCUCACUAUUCUGCCUAAAAAGUUUAUCAUCCAGACUAAGAGCAGAAACAACAGCAUGCAUAUUAGGUGACUACCAUUCAAAUUGGAUAACAAAUAGUGAAUAGUCAAAGCAAACAAGACAUAAGCUGAAAAUUAUUUAUCUCAGGCUAUUUAGGAUUUCUAGCAUUCUGAGAGAAAGUUCCUUUCACUCUCUCUUUCACUGUUUCUUUCUUUAUGGGACAGUCUUAUGGCUGAUGUUUAAACCAAAGUUCAAAAUGACCAAGAGGUGAUGAAAAUGAUGAUGUGACCUUUGAAAUUUACAAAUGGGCACUGUAUAAAAUAACUGCUGCAUCUCCUUUAAGAAAAAGGAAGUCACCCGUUGUAUCCUCUGUGACACUCUGGAUGGAAAUUAAGUCGUUUUCAUUCUGCUUAAACGUGUUUUGCAAAACACAUGUAUAUAAAUAUAGCAUUGGGAUUUUUUUUUUACUUGAUACUGAAUUAGUGUAGUUUGCAGGUUGUAUCAUUUAAAUCACUUUUUCUCAUCUACCAGUCUGUAAAAUGGCACCAGUCCCUGAGAUCUGCCUGAUAUAGUUUAGGAAGGCAGCAAGCUGGUCCCUGGUAUCAAAAAGCUUGAGAAACCCUGAUUUAAAGCACUGAAGCCUUUGACUAAAGAGAAGAGCAACGAGUUUAAAUGUCCUUGACUCACUCAUUGUGGGAUGUACAUUUAUUCUUUCUGUGUUUCUUACAUCUUCCUUUCAGUUACUUAACUUUGGGGAAAACACAUUUGCAAUACAUAAAUUGUUGCAGUAUUGGACCAUGAAUUGUAAACAGUGCAUUUAAAUUUGGUAAACUGUACCUAUACAAGAAAGGAUGGGAGCAUGAAAUCUUUGCUAUUUUUUAUCUCUGUAAUUAGUCUAAAUCUAAUAUUCUAUAAAUAUAUCCCAAAUAAGAGGAAAUAAGUAGAUUGUGACCUUAUCCUAAAAUGACACGGAUCUUGAGUUAAACAUAAACAAAGUCUGAAUGUAUAUAUGUAAAUUGUACAUAUGUAUACACACAUGCAUAUCUGCAGUUUACAAGAUGUCCAAUUUGGUUGAUUAGCAGGUGUUUUUACCUAGUAUGAUUUAGGACUCUGGCCUGUUGGGCUUGUGGUGAAGUUGACACAUACUCAAGUCUUAGGGAGAGCCUUUCAUCUCUUGUUCCCCAAGUGCCCUCUUUUGGCCAAGUCAUGCAAUGACAUCAUCUCUUCUCCAAUACAAGAGCUAAUGUCCCUGCGGUUAUGAUUCAUAGAUUGCUGAGGCCUCAUACUCAGACAAUGGUGAUUUGGAGCCAUAACUGUUGGGGAGAAUGGAAAAAAUACACCCAAAGUACAUGGUUUGCAGGAAUCUAUAUUCUUGCGACUCUAGCAUAUAUCCCAGAUACAAAAGCACUGUUAUUGUCUUGCCUCAGAUAAAAGUGAAACAUGUCAGACCUCUUGCAAAUCCUCAGAAUAGGUCUGUGGUUUAUAUAAUUCUACUCUUUUUGUCAAGUGAGGCAAAAUAUAGAUUGCAUAACCCAAUACUGACUUUCCUUUUGAGCAAUGUGUUGUACAUUAAAGUUCAAAAAUAAAGCAUCAGAGUUACUGUUGCUGAAAUA